Messenger RNA from Fimicolochytrium jonesii, 3006 nucleotides. RefSeq lists its product as uncharacterized. The transcript has 5 exons. The coding region runs from base 210 to 2999 and encodes 929 amino acids. The record is from RefSeq and is a predicted model, not a curated record. NCBI's taxonomy places the organism in Eukaryota, Fungi, Chytridiomycota, Chytridiomycetes, Spizellomycetales, Powellomycetaceae.
CAACUCCGCCGACGCUUUUUCCACAGCUCCUUUUUUCAACAUUGCUUUUGCCAAUGGCAAAACCACACACACCCAACUGACCUGAGACUCUGUGGGAUAACUAAAACAGAACUCCUCAACCACGCCAACCCUCAAACAACGUGCUACUAGGAAAACCUUUGGACCUCUGGAUUCUACGUAACGGCUCUUCCCAUUCUCAAUGCACAAAGAUGCGGACCAGGACGCAAACUGCCGAGUUGCUGUGUAAGGCUGAGGAUGACCGGAAAGACUAUGCGUACUGUGAUAUCUGGAAUACAGCAGCGGAUAAGCCCUGCUCCAAAGCUCAAGUGCAACGCCGUCGUGUUGAAGCAAAGGGCAUUCACCGCCAAUUCACGCUGUCGAGCACGGAUAUGCGCUCCUGGCUUGGAAGUUCCAACGGUAGUUUCUGUUUGCGGGCUCCCACGGGUGACCUUCCCAAUACUGUCAAGCUGUAUGGAUGCAAAACAUGCAUGAAGGCAGUGAGAGCAGAGAGACAGCGCAGGGUAGCCAGUGACAGGCCUUCUGCCGGUGACAAUGAGGACGGCACUCUUCCCCCCAGCGGCGACAGCACUCCUCCCCCCAGCAGCGAUGCUGCCAACCUGCCCCCGCCCACUGUGCGCACUCAGUCUCACGUUGAUAUUUGCCUCCCAAAGCAACCCAUGCGCCCGCUUCAGUUGAAGUUUCAAGGUGUUGCCCCUCCUGACGCCGAAGCUCGCCGCAGCCGGUCCCGCACAACAUCUGAUGUCCUCGAGGGUUCAUCAGCAAAGCCGUGGGACAAACUGGAGAUGUUGUUUUUCCUUGGACUCACGGAUGAGGUUGAAGAUGAAGAUGAGGGGGAUGACAGGAUUGACGAACCAACGACGCCGGGGCCUGAGGGGAGGACCUACGCAGCAAAGCUGCAGAUGCUCAUGGAGAAUCCACUUGAGGACGAGCACGGGCAGCUUCUUUUCCCUAUCGGAAACAUGGAACGGUUUAUUGAUCACAUGAAUACCACAUGCGAUGGGCUGUUUGACAUGAAGAUGACCAUGGUCGUCGGGGACGUGCCUCUGAAGCCCAGCUCAAAGUGGAGUGAGAAACACCGUGAUAGGAUCUGCCGCAGAAUGUCCACCCAGCUCCAGCUUUCCAACGUCAGCACCGAUCAGCAGACAAAGAUCGCCAGGGUUGGCCUCUCCCUUGUCCCGCAACACAACACUGUCCAAGCGCAGGCUGCCAUUGCCGCUCACGAAGGGGACGUGUCCGCGCGACUUGCGCUUCCCAACACAUCCGCCGUGGUUCUCGUUGAUGAUUUCAAUUGGCAUCAGGGGAGAGGCACGCCAAAUGAGCAGGGAAAGCGAUCGAUCACCCGGACAACAGCAAAUGUUGGAGUGCGUACUUGGGAUGUCUCACAGAUGCCUCGCCUACCCUCUGGGCUGGGGCCGUUGCGCCCCAAUUUUCACACAAUCGGGUUUGCAGAGGAUCAACAUGUUCUUUCGCAGUAUUGUCGGCUGUUGGAUCGGACACUGACAUCCUACAUUGUCAAACGUGGGAACGGAGGGGAAAUACGCCAGAUGUAUGACACCCGGCGCUUGGAUUGGGUGUGCUCCAUCAAAAACUUUGUGGCGUUGGCAAGCGAAGACAACCCGAUGAAGUCUGAUGAGGAUAUGGUGAAGCUUUAUCAGGAGACGAUCAUCCCAAAACUUCGGCCAUAUAUUGAUGAAUCGCCAAUUGUUGUAUCCGGAGACUUCUACAUCUGGAUGGGAACCCUUAAGUUCCUCACGGGCUCUGCGGAGGGGGAGCGACACUCCGGAAAACUCUUGGAUUGGCCUGGAUCGUUUCACAUUGCCUUGAACAUGCAGGAAGCAGCAAAGAAGCACUGGUUCCCCCUUCUUAAGAUCCUUUACGAAGCGGCAUUUCUGGGUUUCGUUUGUCCACAGGUCAAUCUGCGUCCCAUUCAACGUGUUCUCCUGCUGUCUCUCGCACUUCAGGCAUGGCAGCUUGCUCACACGCCGACGUCGACAGCCCCGAUGGCGCAUGACUACAGUUGGGGCGGAAAUGUUAUCCGUACCUUCUUCGAGGAGCAUCUACCGCUCAUGCUCGACGCACCAGUGAUUAUCACAUCCCUCAACCACGAUCACUUUGAGGAAUUCCUUGUUCGCAGCCUCCCGUUCUUCAUACAAAUGGGGAAGAAGAACUACGUGACAAUCAUCCUUUGCAUUCUUGGGCGCAUGGGCUUCUACCGUGUGCACAACAUCCCGCUUUACGAAUGGAUCCAAAACAACUUCCGGCAUCUCAGUGAGGAGGCCAUCAAACUCUGGCAUUCAGUCAUCCGUCCCCUUAUUCAUCCGACGAUGCAGCAGAAUCAAGCCAAGCAGCAAGUCAUGUUCAAAGCUGCCCUCCAAGAAGCCGAUGCUCAGGAAGCGGCAGCAAGCUACGGGGAGCAAACGCCGGGACGUCGUUGUUCCAAUUCCGCAAAAGACCAGGAGUGCAACCUCCAGGCUGCGGCGGAUAAGCUUCUCAGCAUUCUUGACCAGAUAAUCGUCUACAAAAAAGACCAUGGCGGCCCAGCCUACAAGAGGGAAUCAAGGACAGCUGGCAAGAAUCCGGUGACCACGCGGUUGUAUCGUUUCACCGCAGAGCCUGACGGCCUGCUGCUAGGCGAGGCAGUCAUCCCACUCACCCAGCGACGCCCAAAUGCACAAGGCCACACCGUAGUCAAGGUUGGAAAGCAUGUUGACAUCACUCGAUAUGCAUUCCCAUGCGACAACGCUGGUCAUAACACCCCCUGCCAGCCCCUUUCCUGCGGUUGUUGCCGUCACCGCAGCAGUGUUCGAGCGAUGUUCAAGCAGAGCAAGUGCCCAAACUGCUUUGCUAUCACGAAGGAAAUCAUGCAGGCCGUUGUCGCAGAUCGUAACAGCAAGGUGCAAGAGUGGAGUCAGGCUGGCGUUGCGGGAGAGGAAAGCGAUGAGGAGCCCUCUGUCUUUGACGUUGACAAAGCAAGUUAAAGUAGGC